This is a messenger RNA of Boleophthalmus pectinirostris (great blue-spotted mudskipper), 2068 nucleotides long. RefSeq names its product DNA replication and sister chromatid cohesion 1 (gene dscc1). Bases 149 to 1321 code for a protein of 390 amino acids. Gene Ontology annotation, biological process: maintenance of mitotic sister chromatid cohesion; mitotic sister chromatid cohesion. NCBI's taxonomy places the organism in Eukaryota, Metazoa, Chordata, Actinopteri, Gobiiformes, Gobiidae. The transcript has 9 exons. Gene Ontology annotation, cellular component: Ctf18 RFC-like complex; chromatin; chromosome, centromeric region. The record is from RefSeq and is a predicted model, not a curated record.
UUUCCUAUUCUGGCAAACAGCGCGGGGAAAUUUGGUGUCAAUAGAAAAGAGACUCCUGGACACUAAAACUAUACAUUAUUUUUAGAUAUUUCUCAACCUUUACUGCCAUCUACUGAACCGUACGUAUUUUCUAAAACCUUCUGCUAAAAUGCGUACACUGGAGGAGGUUCAGGCCACGCUGCAAAUCGCUAAACUUAAAGAAGAGGACUUGCAGACAACCAUUCACUGUUUGUCCUUUGGAGAAAAUGUUUCGUCUGCAGACUACUGCCUGAUGGAGCUGGAUGACACCUUGUGCAAACAGAUUGAAGCUGGUCAGAGUCUAGUGAUUCGUGGGGAUAAGGAUGAACGUGCAGUGUUGUGCAGUGGAGAUAAAACGUAUGAUUUAAAGAUUGCUGACACUUCAAACCUUCUGCUUUUUGUACCUGGAUGUCAAACCCCAGACCAGCUCCCAAACAACCUGGACAGCUCUCACUUGGUCCAUACUCAGAUCUGGGGGUUUUGUAACAGCUACUGGGAACUGCGUAAACGGCGUCCAAAGCUGAAGAAACUAAAGAAACUUUUGAUGGAGAAUCCUUAUGAAGGACCUGCCAUCGGAGGACAAGAAGAGGUCGCAGAAAACCAAUACACAAUGUUUGAUCUUUUGGAGCGGAUACAAGCCAGUGAAGCAGAAAUCAAGGACAAUUUGAAGGCUAUCCACGCUUGUGAAAUAAAUGGAUGCUGGCGUUUGUUGGACUUUGAUUAUGAAAUGAAGCUUCUUGGUCAUGUGUCUCAGCUGGUGGAUUCUGAAUCAUGGUCUUUCAAUAAAGUCCCCCUUCAAAACUGUUUGGAAGAAUUAGCUCCUCUUGAACCAAAGGAAAUGAUAGAACACUGCUUGAACUGUUAUGGGCAUCGCUAUAUUGAAAAUGACCAAAUUCUUUAUUCACUUUAUGAGGACAAAAUCUGUCAAGCCCUGGCUCUGCUGUUACUGCAGAAUGCUGUGAAAUUCAACUUAAAAGAGUUUCAGGAAGUCUGGCAGCAGAGUGUCCCAGAUGGCAUGAGCACCAGUCUGGAUCAGCUCAAGGGUGUUGCCCUGGUGGACCGCACCUCUCGCCCAGAGACCAUCUGCCUGCUGCGGGUGGAGGAUCUUCCUGAGGACACACAAGAGCGCUUUAACCACCUGUUCACACUACGAGAAAAAUGGACUGACGAUGACAUCACACCAUACAUACAGGAUUUGUGUGGAGAAAAACAGUCCACUGGAGCACUGCUCACAAAAUAUGCUCGAUCUUCAAUGCAGAAUGGAGUCAAAGUUUUUAACUCUCGAAGACCUGUAGCUACAUAAAUGUAUGUGCUUUUUCAUUUUUAAUUGUGUUUAAAAAUGCUGUUAUUAUCUUCUCUGUUGGUUUUAUUAAAGGUUUAAUGUUUAUAUAAAAUUGUUUAGGAAUAUCAUAUAUUUACCAAGUGGCAUCAUCCUUUCUACAGUUUGUCCACAAGGUGGUGGUAUUUACACUAACAUUCAAUUUUGUUCACUAGUAAUAAAGCCCUGAUCUUAAUACAAUAAAUGUUGAUAAAUUAAAAUGUAGUUAUUAUAUAUAACUGAGUGUUCCUUUGUAAUUGUAACCCACGGGGUGGGAAGUCUCUCCAAGGGUUUGGAUGGCACAGGCAAGUUGAUCAGAAAAAUAUGUCAUUAUUCAUUUUACAGUUACUUUAGUAUUUUGCAAGUUUUUUCUUUUUUUAAGUUGGUGAAGUUUUUCCAGCAUCAGAUGGGUGAUGAGAUGAUCAACAUCAUCACUGAAAUGUUUUCUGCUGUAUAAGCAGAGCAUUUAGGAAAGAAGCACUGUCAGACCAUGACAGUCAUCAAGCGUUUGAAUGAUUCAGAGUCAGACAUGUAUAAAAGAAAAAACACAGAUGUCCGUGUUUCAACACUUAUCCACCUACACAAUGACAUGACCCAUUGUCCCACUGACUAAUCCUGACACCAGCCCCAGGAAGGCCUGACUUAUCACUGUGUAGACAACGGAACUAAGAUGAAAAGGUUAUACAUGCAUUAAUCAGUGUCCUCUUAACAGCAGAAACUUCUUCAUUUUAA